Penicillium hordei is the source of this 2121-nucleotide messenger RNA. RefSeq names its product beta-N-acetylhexosaminidase. Gene Ontology annotation, biological process: carbohydrate metabolic process. Gene Ontology annotation, molecular function: beta-N-acetylhexosaminidase activity. The transcript has a single exon. The coding region runs from base 1 to 2121 and encodes 706 amino acids. NCBI's taxonomy places the organism in Eukaryota, Fungi, Ascomycota, Eurotiomycetes, Eurotiales, Aspergillaceae. The record is from RefSeq and is a predicted model, not a curated record.
AUGAAGUGGAUUGUCCUAUCCCUCGCUGCAGUCGCGUCUGCGCUGCAGAUCCUGCCCCCGGUGCACUUUGAUAACACUAGUUCAAGCCAUAACAAAGGCUUUUUAUUAGCAACCACCGACCGGACAAUCUACCUGGAUACGGAUUUCGCUAGCUGGAAGGAUCAGAAUGGAUUGACGCUGCUUCCACCAUCGGCAUCCGACUUCGCCAACACUUUUCGCGGCGACUUACAGGAGCUGACGAACAGUUCUUGGGAGCUUCGCACGGUCAAGCAAUUUCCCAAACACGCGUCGGGAAUAUUCCUCGGUCGCGUAAACAAUCCGGAGAGGUUUACCUAUGAAAAUGGACGUGAGACCGAGGAGGGAUAUGAGUUGGAGAUCGAAGAUGGCAGUGUGUUUAUUCGAGGCUCCGGCGCGCGAGGUAUGUGGUGGGGGACGCGAACGCUCCUCCAGCAGCUCGUUUUGACACCCUCAUCCCUACCACCCGGUCGCGUGGAAGAUGCCCCUGCCUAUGCAACUCGUGGAUUUUUGCUAGAUGCUGGUCGCAAAUGGUAUUCCCUGGAGUUCUUGAAGGAUUUGUGCACCUAUGGCUCGUUCUUUAAAAUGUCCGAGUUCCAGUACCAUGCCACCGAUAACUAUCCACUGAGUCGCGGUCAGAAUGAGACAUGGAAUGAAGUCUACUCGCAGUUCUCUUUGCAUCCUGAAAGCGAGGCUCUUCAUCCUCUUGUUCAGCGUGCCAACGAAACGCUGUCCCGGGCUGAGUUUGAUGACUUCCAGCACCACUGUGCUCAGCGAGGUGUUACAGUGAUGCCGGAGAUUGAAAGCCCCGGGCACUGUCUCACGGUUACGAAAUGGAGGCCUGAGCUCGCAUUGGACUCGAAGGACCUACUCAAUCUCUCCCAUCCGGACACUGUUCCUUUGAUGAAGUCCAUUUGGGCCGAGUUCCUUCCUUGGUUCCACACAAAGGAGGUGCACAUCGGCGCCGAUGAAUACGAUCCUAACUUUGCGGACGACUAUGUUGAGUUCGUGAACGAGAUGUCCCGCUUUGUGCAAGAAACAUCUGGCAAAAGUGUCCGUAUUUGGGGAACAUACGAGCCAUCAAACAAUACCAUUAAUAAGAACGUGACAGUUCAACACUGGCAGUAUGGACAAUCAGACCCAGUUGGUCUAGCCCGCAAUGGCUAUCAGGUCAUCAACUCAGAGGAUUGGUGGGCCUAUAUGUCACUGAAAAGCAACCAUGUGCCUAUCAGCCCAGCCCCCUAUCCGCAGUUCUUCGAUAAUGCCCGCGUUCUCAACUUCGCCGAUCAGAACGGAUGGCAAUGGACACCGGAGCUCUUCAAUCCGGUGAAUACGACUGAACAACCGGAUGCCAAAGCUGUACCAGGUGCUCUUUUGGCUGCCUGGAAUGACAGCGGCCCGGACGCUACUACUCAACUGGAAGCCUACUAUGCAAUCCGUGAUGGCAUCCCGGUCGUGGCUUCAAGAGCGUGGUGUGGUGCGCGUGGACCUCACCUGCACGAACAAACCUUGGACAAAUCUAUUGCAAAAUUAUCUUCUCAAGCCGUGGGACAAAAUCUUGACCGACGCCUCCCAGGGGAAGCGGGUCAUGGAUCAGGACUUUUGCUUUCUUGGACACGGCCAACAACAAAGUCAAACCAGGAUGAACAUAAUUUAGGCUAUGGCAGUAAGGGAAUGGGUUAUACCCUCCAACUAGACAUCACGGGCCCUUUCUCUUUACAGUCCUCCGAUGCUACACUUACAUUGUCAUCAGACGGUGCAUUGACUUUUGUUUCCGAUGGAUGGCCUUACCCACUUCGGUCUGUUGCCGAGGCCGAUGGCUUCGACCAAGACCAGCCCGGACGAAUUUGGGCUAAUCAGACCACCUCCAGCCACGAGGUUGUGACAAUCCCCCGUAAAUCACAGGUCACUAUCUCCACAAACGAGAUUUAUGGAAGUCGUGUGUGGGUGGACGGAGCCUUUGUCGGCCGCUUUGAAGUCUUUAUCUACGGUGGAAAGAAUCAAGUUUUCUCAUGGGGUCAGAUGGCCUUUGUGGCGCCGUUGGAUGUUUUGAAAGGCUCGGGUUUGCAAAAUUUGACCAUUUUUCAGGGUAGCAGGGAUGGUUGA